Messenger RNA from Nerophis lumbriciformis (worm pipefish), 1299 nucleotides. The record is from RefSeq and is a predicted model, not a curated record. NCBI's taxonomy places the organism in Eukaryota, Metazoa, Chordata, Actinopteri, Syngnathiformes, Syngnathidae.
AUGGCUCCGAUGCUGGACAGAAACGCGGAGGCAGCGGUUGUCGGCAAGAGGCGAGUUCGCGGCCCCGGAGCGGCGGUGAGCAUCGGCGGGAAGAGCGUGUCCGGUAAUGGAAGCAGCGGCCGGGGCUGCUGGGAAGAUGGAAGUUCUGGCUUCAGCAGUGACGAGGAGAACGGUGGAGGGGGAAUGCGGGUAGGAACGCAAUAUCAAGCCGUGGUUCCGGACUUUGACCCGGAGGUGGCAAAGUCUUGUCAGCUAUCUCACAGUGUGGGCAUGUUGGUGUGGAGCCCCAGCAGCAGUGUUCAGCAAAGUCAAUUGGAUGAAUACAUCACCAUCGCUAAAGACAAACACGGAUACAACAUGGAGCAGGCUCUGGGCAUGCUGUUUUGGCACCAGCACGAUGUGGAGAAAUCGCUAGCCGACCUGCCCAACUUCACGCCGUUUCCUGAUGAGUGGACGGUUGAGGACCGCGUGCUGUUCGAGCAGGCGUUCAGCUUCCAUGGGAAAAGCUUCCACCGCAUUCAGCAGAUGCUUCCUGACAAGUCCAUGGCCAGCCUGGUCCGCUUCUACUAUUCGUGGAAGAAAAGCCGCAACCGGAGCAGCUUGAUGGAAAGACAGAGCCGCAAAGUCAAGAGAGAAAGAGACGACAGUGAUGACGAAAGUCAGGAGAAUCACACGAGUGAUCCAGAGUCCAAUCAUGUUAAAGAAAAUGCCAAGGAGUUGAGUUCCGGAACUGAACGGGCCGAAGUGAAAACUGCUGCCGGACUCAAAUCAUCCAGCGUCAAAGGCGCACACCGGGCUAAGACCCGCCCCCCCAGAGGAAUGUUUCUGAAGCAAGAGGACGUGGUUUCACUGUCCUCAUCGUGCGCUCACGGUGUCCUGCGACAGCUGGACGCCCAGCUGACUGCCGCCAAGCGACAGGUCCAGAGCAUCAAACAGUCCAACAGUGCUCUGAAGGAGAAGCUGGACUCUGGAGUGGAUCAAUUCAGACAACCUGAGGUGAGCUGUAAAGUGAAUGGUCGCUGGAGUCCAGACGAGCAGCUUCUGGCAGUUCAAGCCAUCAGGAAGUAUGGGCGGGACUUCCAAGCCAUCUCGGAUGUGAUUGGCAACAAGUCGGUGGUGCAAGUGAAGAACUUCCUGGUCAACUACCGGCGCCGCUUCAACCUGGACCAGGUGCUGCAGGAGUGGGAGGCAGAGAACGGUGUGGAAGGUGGAGCCGCACCCGACGACGACAAGAUGGAGGCGGCGCCUGCCGAGGACGACGCAGAUGAUCACCUGACUCCACCACCAGGUGACCUCUGA